Messenger RNA from Bactrocera oleae (olive fruit fly), 1739 nucleotides. RefSeq names its product nucleoside hydrolase. Lineage: Eukaryota; Metazoa; Arthropoda; Insecta; Diptera; Tephritidae. The record is from RefSeq and is a predicted model, not a curated record. Gene Ontology annotation, molecular function: hydrolase activity, hydrolyzing N-glycosyl compounds.
UUUAGUUAGAUUUAAACAAAUUCUUAGCUGGGAACUAGACAUUUAGUAAUAAACUGAUUACAGCAAAAUACAGACGUUUUCGGAAUUCUAAAUAGAAAAUAUAUAGUAUUUAACAAAAGUAAAACAGUACAAAGUACCAACAAAUAUGGGACGAUACUUAGUAUAUGAUUGCGAUGUGGGUAACGACGAUGCAUGGGGUCUGAUGAUGCUCAUCAAAGCAGAGGAGACAUAUAAAAGGCGUCAAGAGCUAAAGGAUUCACCAAAGAAGUUUGAAAUUAUCGGCGUUACAUGUGUACAGGGCAACACCACGGUCGACCAUGCCGUGGUAAACACGCUUAGAGUGCUGGACGUAGUCAAUAGAAAUGAUAUACCAGUUUACAAAGGUUGCAGUAAUUUGCUUAAACCAAGGCCCUGGGAAAAUCCCAAGUAUUUCGUGGGAAAGGAUGGUUUUGGUGAUCUUGACCAUGAGAAGCCGGUUGAUCUGAGUUUAGUGCGACCAGAGCACGCAAUCAAUGCGAUGUAUGAGUUCGUUUGCAAGUAUCCUAAACAGGUGGACUUUUUGUUAGUGGGGCCGCUAACUAAUUUUGCCAUGUGCAUAAGUAUGUAUGGCUCAAAACUCUUGGAUAAGGUUGGUGAAAUCUACAUUAUGGGCGGCAAUUAUAGAGGCAAAGGCAACACUACUAAAAGCGCCGAGUUUAAUUUUAUGAUGGAUCCGGAAGCUGCGCAAAUAGUUUUCGAGAACAUUGAAACGGCCGUUAAUAUAUUGCCUUGGGAAACGUGUGACGAUCAGGCUUUUCGCAUUACACUUGAUUGGCGCUUGAAUACUCUUGGCGCUGUAGAGAGUCCAUUCGUCCAGCUAUUGAAUCGCGUGGAGCGCGCCUUGUUGGUGCCGAGAGGUGUGAAACGUUGGCUAGUUUGCGAUGCGCUGGCCGUCGCCGUUUAUCUAUUCCCUCACUUAGUGGUGUUGGAGCAUCAGCUUCAUCAUGCUGCUGUUGAGUUAGCUGGCAUUCACACACGUGGCCAAAUGGUUAUCGAUCACUUGCGUCGAGAGAAGGCGAAUGCAAACAUUAUCACGAAAAUCAAUAUCGAUCAUUAUCAGAAGAUCAUUGCAUGGACUGGAGGCCUGCGAGGUGUACAUAUGGAAUGUGAAUUGGGAAAGAAGCAAUGACAUUUUUUUUCAAAAUUAUUUAAUCGCUUUGUGUGUAGUAGUAUCCAAAAUAAUUUCAAUUCAGCGGGAGCUUUUGUUAAAUUUGUAGCAUUGCCAACAAUACAAUUCGCCUAGUCUACUUUUAGGCGCGAUUUUAAACACAAGAGUAAUCGGUGAUCUUUCACAAAAUUGUAACAAUUAAAAUUUUUUAGCUACAUACACUACUAUUAUUUAAAAUAACCCCAAAAAAAAUUACAAAAGUACAGUUAAAAAUGUUGAAAGUGUAAGUACAGGGAUAAGCUAAAAUAUAUGCUGGAUCUUUUGAUAUUAUUGGAAUCGAGGAGGAAACGUAGUGGAAAUGAAGCAUGCUCUUUCCGGCGACAGUCGAGUCUACGUAACCGGUACAGUUCAAUGUUUAUGUAAGCGACUGUCACAAUUUUUCGAAAUUACUUAGAUAAUUUUUGCUGCCCCUACGACAACAAUAAACAUGAUUUAUGUAUAUAUUUAUCACUUAAUUCCUUAACCUCUAAGGAAUAUAUGAGUUCAUGAAAAUCAAUAAAAAUGCAUAAGCAUACGGCAAAUUUAAACCAAA